Messenger RNA from Hemibagrus wyckioides, 2396 nucleotides. RefSeq names its product transmembrane protein 229B (gene tmem229b). Bases 296 to 859 code for a protein of 187 amino acids. NCBI's taxonomy places the organism in Eukaryota, Metazoa, Chordata, Actinopteri, Siluriformes, Bagridae. The transcript has 2 exons. The record is from RefSeq and is a predicted model, not a curated record.
AACACUGAGCACAGCGCUGUAGUGUCGGACGCCGGAGCAUGUGCUGUUCCUGCUGCAGUGAAGGAAAAUGUGUCAGUUAUCAUUGGAGAGUAUAAGGGAGGAGAGAGGGAGAGGGAGGUUAGCCGGGGCAAACACAAGACGAGAGGGAACCGAUGCGACGAUCUUCCUGUUUCGUCUCUUGUCCUCUGCAUGAUUACAAUGAACUGGCAGAGGGUCGAUCCCGCACUCGCUGCAGCCCUACAAUAAAACACGUAAAAACCCUAGAGUUCUAAACGGACCAAGCGGCCCAGUCACCAUGGCAACAGCAAUGACUCCCGAGCCCCUGACGCCACUGUCCCGGUGGUACCUGUAUGCCAUCCAUGGCUAUUUCUGUGAAGUAAUGUUCACAGCAGCGUGGGAGUUUGUGGUCAAUUGCAACUGGAAGUUCCCUGGUGUGACGAGCGUGUGGGCACUUUUUAUCUAUGGAACCUGCAUCCUAAUAGUUGAGCGCAUGUACCUGCACCUGCGUGAUCGUUGCAACGUCUUGCUGCGUUGCUUUAUAUACACCCUGUGGACAUACAUGUGGGAGUUCGGCACAGGGUUGCUGCUGCGGCAGUUCAACGCCUGCCCUUGGGACUACUCACAGUUCAAGUACAACUUCAUGGGCUUGAUCACGGCUGAAUACGCCGUGCCCUGGUUCUGUGCAUCAUUCAUUGUGGAGCGUCUGGUCAUUCGCAACACAUUGCGGCUGCGCUUUGACGAGUGGGCUGAGCCUGGCCAGGUUGGAGCAAGUGGAGGAGGACAAAGAGGAGGAGGAAGAAGAGGAAGAGGAGCCAGAGGAGUGGCCACCAAUGCCAAUGGCUAUGUGAAAGUGGACUGAGUGAGAGUUGUCAUUUUACCUCUCCAUCUUUAAAAAUGUAUUUGCUCAGUCUUUUCUUUCCUCCUGAAGAUGUUUCCAGCUUUCUCCUUUUCACCCAUAAUCUGGGAGAGAGUGAGAUAUUAAGAUUCAGGUGUGGAUCAUUGAAAAAAGUAAAAAAAAAAACAAGAAUACCGCAGCUACAAUAAGGUGCGUGGUUUUAGUGCCCCACAGAGGAGAACUGCAGUACCAAAUUUCUGAUAAGCCUCAUCCCCUAGCAUUACCCCAGGGAAAACACAGAGGUUUUUAUUGUAGAGUUUUUAUCAUAUACCCAUUCCUGUUCUGUCCCUCCCAAACCAGUCAGUCCACUUCAGAAACAGUGGGAGGAAUAAGGAGUACUUGUGGAAAAGUACACAAGACCAUUUUAUUAGGGAAAUUACAUAUUAUAAUACUGACAAAUAAACCAGAAAAUUGCAAAUGCUAAAAACAAACCCAAAAUUUUUAGCAUAUUAAAUUUAAGUGUGUAGUAGCACAAGCAAAUAACUGUUAGGAUAAAAAAUUUACUUGUUGAAUUUGUGUUAUUUAUUAAUAUUUAUCUAAUGGUAGUUAAGUAACUUAUUAUAGGCUUAUAGUAUGUUGUAUACUGUGCCCUAAAUUAAUGCAUUGAACUUGAAUCUAGUGUUUUUAUACUGAAGAAAAAAAAGAAUGCUUGAACAUGCAUGAGAAUAGUGUCUUCCAGAUUUUUUAAGAAGAGGCAAAUCUGAAAAUGUAUUCUGUAAAAAGAACUGUGUUUAUUUUUAACCUUAUGGAUUAAGACACAAAGGAGUACUGUACUGUAUUAACUUGUACUGCUGAUAGUUAGGAUUUAAAUAUGGAAUGUUUUAAAAUAUUGUGUGAAUAUCCUAAAGAGUGUUGAGAGAAAUGAGAAAAAAUGUGAUCAGCUGCUAUGUUCUUUCUUUCCUUGUCCAAGAUAUCCUGUAUUAAUCAGAAGUGACCAGGCCUUGUGCACUACAAUCCCUAAAAAUAAAAAACAGCUUUUGUAGGCUAUAGAACAAAAAGUCCAAACAUUAAAAAAAACGAGCAUAAAACGGGCUAAAACUAAUUUUUUUUAACGUAAACAACUCAAUGCAUGUUAAAUAAUGGAUGAUAAUCUCAUGUUUUAAAUAUCUGUUUUUAUCAUAUGAAAAUAGAUGAUCUUAUCUUUAAAUCCAGAAUAUCCCAUCUAAUUAAUAUAUAGUAAUAAUACAUUUUUUUAUUGAAAACACCAUUCAGCAUCGGAAAAAUACCUGAAGAUCUUUUUGAAGAUAAAACAAAAUAAAGUGUCAAUUAGCAGCCUGUGAGUAAUUAAGGAGUAUGUUACCUGGGAGACAGUGUAGACUGAUGAAAGUGAGUGAAUAUUGUCCUAUGGUUUGUUAACCAGGAAAACAUUUCUAACAUUAAAAUGAGAACACAUGAUCAUCUUUGGUGUCUUAUUUCACUGGGUUAUAAAUAUGAAAUGACACCAUGAAGUACCAGGAGAUUUUAAAUAAAAAAUCUGGCAGUCUCUGCCACAAAGUCACAA